This is a messenger RNA of Lepus europaeus (European hare), 464 nucleotides long. It is a transcript of the gene UTS2B, whose product is annotated as urotensin 2B. Gene Ontology annotation, molecular function: hormone activity. Bases 1 to 360 code for a protein of 119 amino acids. Gene Ontology annotation, cellular component: extracellular region. The record is from RefSeq and is a predicted model, not a curated record. The transcript is spliced from 5 exons. NCBI's taxonomy places the organism in Eukaryota, Metazoa, Chordata, Mammalia, Lagomorpha, Leporidae. Gene Ontology annotation, biological process: regulation of blood pressure; blood vessel diameter maintenance.
AUGAACAAGAUCUUUUCAAGCCCAAUUUGCUUUGGAUUCCUUUCUUUCGUAUCUGUAAUGAUCCUUUUAGAAUUGGUGCAUGGAAGACCAUAUCUAAUCCAAGGAAAGGACUUGUUUCCAGAUAAAGAAGAUACAAACAAUGAAGAACUCUUGUUGGCUCUGCUGAAUAAACAUUUUGAUUUCCAAAGAGCUUCCAACAUUGAUAUAGAAUUGGCUAACAAAUUGGAAGAACUUAACCAGCUGGAAAAGCUAAAAGAACAGCUGAUGGAGGCAAAGCGUGCUAAGAUGUCCUAUGCUAUGGAUGAUUUAUCCUCUUUACAUCCUAACAAGCGAGCUUGCUUUUGGAAAUACUGUGUCUGAAGCUUUUUCUCUGGCCAUAAAUACUAUGGGAACAUUAGAAAAGGAUACACAUCUAUUCACUCUACUGCUUGAGUACUAUAGCUGUCAAAGCAUAAAGAAAUUGU